Ictalurus punctatus (channel catfish) is the source of this 3088-nucleotide messenger RNA. RefSeq names its product potassium voltage-gated channel subfamily KQT member 4. The coding region runs from base 642 to 2732 and encodes 696 amino acids. Gene Ontology annotation, molecular function: voltage-gated potassium channel activity. NCBI's taxonomy places the organism in Eukaryota, Metazoa, Chordata, Actinopteri, Siluriformes, Ictaluridae. The transcript is spliced from 15 exons. The record is from RefSeq and is a predicted model, not a curated record. Gene Ontology annotation, biological process: potassium ion transport; transmembrane transport. Gene Ontology annotation, cellular component: membrane.
CGGAAGAAAACGAACAGCGGCGCUGCCUUUGAAUCUCUUUCCCGGUCAGACUCCCGUGAAGACUGACACAGACAAGAUCCCAGAAUAGCAAAUCCCGAUAGCAUUGUUUAGGAGAGAGGGGGGGUUUUAUUUAUUUGAGCAUGAUGCACGUGGGAGUCGCCAAAACGCUGCCGCCAAACUUUUCAGCGUUUCCAUCGAGCGCGCGCUUUUAACAUCUCACACAACUUCGCUCAAGUGUGUGUGUGUUGUUUUUUUUCCCCCUGCGUGGAUCAAAGACUACUGUCGGCUUCUGUGCCGCCGACUUGGAACCAAGAUCUCAGAAUGCACAGGCGCUGUUUUGAUCAGAUGUCCAAGACCUCCAGAUCAGCAGCUCCCCGUGACGCUCCGAUGACUUUUCACUUUUGUUUCGUGCAACUUUCUGUUCACGCGCAGGUGCGUCUGUGCUCUUGAAGCACACUAACAUGGUUUUAAGAUAACUGCUUAUUGUAAGAGAACUGCUUUUCUGACGCGCGCUCCAGCUUCCUUUCCGCUCGCCUCAUCCUAUAAAAUAAGUCACUACACACCGACACUUAUGGCGCUUUUGUAGCUAUCAGAGUUGAGAUACAUUCCGGCGCUCACGCGUUGUCCUGGGAGCAGAAGGCAUGCUGGGAAGCCCGUCCAAUAACGGCGGUGUGAGGAUGCUUGCUCCGCACGCGGCCGACGACGACAGGCGCGUGGAGUUCGUGGCGCUCGCGGCUGUGAACACCGAGCCUCCGAGUCCUGAGCGCGCGCAGCCUUCACAGCGCACCGGCUUGCUGGGAACCCCGUACCCCGCUCCCCCCGGACCCCGAGCCGCCGCGUCCGCCUCCAACAAGCGCUACCGCAAGAUCCAGAACUGCCUCUACAACGUGCUGGAGAGGCCGAGAGGAUGCGCCUUCAUCUACCACGCGUUCAUUUUCCUCCUGGUGUUCAGCUGUCUGGUGCUCUCCGUCUUCUCCACCAUUCCAACCCAUCAGGAAACUGCCAACCAGGGCCUCUUCAUCUUGGAGUUUGUGAUGAUCGUGGUGUUUGGCUUAGAGUACAUUGUGAGGGUAUGGGCAGCUGGCUGCUGCUGUCGCUACAGAGGUUGUCAGGGGCGUCUCCGUUUUGCCAGGAAACCCUUCUGCAUUAUAGACUUUAUAGUGUUUGUGGCGUCAGUGGCUGUGAUAGCGGCGGGAACACAAGGGAACAUCUUUGCCACAUCGGCUCUACGUAGUAUGCGCUUCCUGCAGAUUCUGCGAAUGGUGCGCAUGGACCGCCGAGGCGGCACCUGGAAACUACUGGGCUCUGUAGUGUAUGCACACAGCAAGGAGCUUGUCACAGCGUGGUACAUUGGCUUCCUGGUACUGAUAUUUGCCUCAUUUUUGGUCUAUUUGGCUGAAAAAGACCACAACAAUGAGUUCUCUACCUAUGCAGACUCCCUCUGGUGGGGAACUAUUACCCUCACCACAAUUGGUUAUGGUGACAAGACUCCACAUACAUGGCUCGGUCGGCUUCUAGCAGCUGGCUUCGCCCUGUUGGGGGUCUCUUUUUUUGCCCUGCCUGCAGGAAUCCUUGGUUCAGGUUUUGCACUGAAGGUACAGGAGCAGCACAGACAGAAACACUUUGAGAAGAGGAGAACUCCGGCAGCCACCCUCAUACAGGCUGCGUGGCGUCUCUAUUCUACAGAUGCUCGUCAUUCAUAUCUCACAGCUACCUGGUACUUCUAUGACAGUAUGCUCCCAUCCUUCAGAGAAUUGACGUUACUGUUCAGUCACCUUCAACGGCAACGUAACACCAAGAAGUUUCUUCACAACUACCACACGCUGCUGUCAGGGCUUCGGCCCUACAGUUCCCUCUAUGUGUCGGGGGACAGUCAGCUCAUAUCUAAAAAGCGGGGUUUCUUCCGGAUUCAUGGCUGCAAGCAGAGUGGGAAGAUUGGAUUUCGUGACCGCAUUAAGAUGAACAGUUCCCGCUCCACUCAGGCACUCCGGAGCAAGGCUUCUUCCCCUGUACCACCAGGGAGUGUGCGUCAAUCACCAAGCAAUGAGAACAUGUCAGAAGCCACCAGUCCCACUAAGGUGCAGAAAAGCUGGAGUUUCAAUGACCGAACCCGUUUCCGCACUUCUUUACGGCUGAAAGCACGCCCUUCCGCAGAUGUGGAGGGAGUUGGGGAAGAGAACACAGAGGACAAGUCAUACUGUGAUGUUGCUGUAGAGGAUGUCAUACCAGCAGUGAAGACCCUGAUUCGAGCAGUUAGGAUACUGAAGUUUUUGGUUGCCAAGCGCAAGUUUAAAGAAACACUACGACCGUAUGAUGUGAAGGAUGUGAUUGAGCAGUAUUCAGCUGGACACUUAGACAUGCUGGGCAGAAUUAAAAGCCUACAGAUGAGAGUAGAUCAGAUUGUAGGCCGUGGUGCUGUUCCGUCUGAUAAAAGGGGAAGGACAGAAAAGGGUGAAAAGACUCCUCUGGAACUGGAUCCUCUGGACGAGCUUAGCAUGAUGGGACGUGUCGUUAAGGUGGAGAAACAGGUGCAGUCCAUUGAGAACAAGCUGGACCUGCUGCUGAACUUUUAUUCUCAGUGCCUAAAAAAGGGCUCGUCCCAUUUCACACUGUCCUCCUUACUGGAGCCUGACCUCACAUCUGACUACCACAGUCCCACCGACCAGCGAGAGCUCUUCACCUCUGCCAACACACUCAACAUCUCCAAUUCAGACAGCGGCAACAUGGAGUGAGCUCUGCAGAGAGCAGGAGAACGAUGAGCUGUGCCGGCAGCCACGGGACACGCAGCCAGGAGCUUCAAAUCUCACAUGACAAAUCCCAAAAAAAACCCUUUUUACAGCCUUUCAAAUGCUCCAGCCAUUAUCACAUUCUGACAUGGCGUUGCCUACCUCUACACUGAUGUAUGACUUUAAAAUAUUUUAUGACUUGAUUCUGCACCUUGUUACGACCCCAUUAAGAUGUAUAUGUUCAUAAAUAUUUGAUUGUUAUUAAUGUACAAUUUGUUUGUUUGUCCCUUAUCAGCACUAGACGUUUGUUCCUCUCUUUUCAAAAUCCAGUAUUUGUCCCAUAAAAUACACCUCAUAUUUAA